GCGGCGCUCGGGCCGGGCUCUGGGCGCUGCGGGCUCGCUGUGCCCCCGGGCAGCCCGACGCAACACAGCCCGCCCGGGCAGCUCCGGCCCGGCCUCCCCCGGCCCGGCCUCCCCCCUCUCCGCAGCGCCCGAGGCGCAGGCAAGGCUCCCUUCCCGACGGGACAGGCCGCGCUGCUCCUCCGCCGCCGCUCCGGGACAGACAAUGGGCGAGCAGGGUCCUGGGGAAACGUGGCCUCGCCACACUGCGGAGCAGUGCCCUUCCCUGGCUCAGCGCCCAGUGCCAACAGAACACCUUGCAGGAUCCUCAGCAGCGCAGACAACCUGGAUGCUCAAGAGCAGAGGAUCUAUCAACUGCAGACCAAGCAGAGGGAGAGGCAGGCAGACCUGGAGCAGAAAUGCAGCCAGAGCAGCAGCUCAGCCAGGACCCGGGGGCCAGCCACCAGCUACGGAAGGGAGCUUGGAGCAGCUGGGGGCACAGAAACAGAGUCAAGGCCUGCAGUACAGCCCAGCCCGUCUGCAGGAGCAGCUGGGAGCCACCCAGGCCCAGGAGCAACAGAGUCUGCAGCAGCUCAGCAGAACCAACGAGGCCAUCCAAGGCCUACAUAGAAAAGUGGCAGAGCUGCAGCAACAGCUUUGCUGGCAGGUGCAGGACAUGGAGAACCUCCAGGCAGAGCUGGCCCAAGCUUGGCAAGAGAGCACCAAGCAGGCGGAAAAGAUUGCAGCCUACAAGACACACAGGCAACAGCUUUAUCGGGAGCCAAGGAGGAUGCAGACCUUCAAGGAGCAAACAGGAGGUUCUACAGGGCAACAACCUGACAGCACCAGCCCUGCAUGACUCUGCAGAGCUACCUCCACCAGGAGGUAGAGCUACUGGAGCUACCUCUUCCAGGACAAGAAGCAGUGCAAAACAAAGCAAGGACUAGACUGACAACCUUUAAAUAAGUAAAAUUCUUUCUGUUCUGUAAUAAAAUUAGUGCCAAGCACCAAAGCCUUCCAGGCUACAAGCUGUAGAGACCUCAGAAUACACUGAUUAGGGUAGGUGGGCACCACCUUAGGCCUCAAAGCAACAGGUUGUGCCUUCUUAGAGACCAAAGCGGGCUGGGGUGCGUCGUGGCGUCAGGGCCUCCCCCUGCUCCUUUCGCCCAGGGGUAUAGAUUUUAGUAGAUCUGUCAAAGAGGACAAGGGCAAUUAAUGGAAAA
Messenger RNA from Camarhynchus parvulus, 1199 nucleotides. RefSeq lists its product as uncharacterized. NCBI's taxonomy places the organism in Eukaryota, Metazoa, Chordata, Aves, Passeriformes, Thraupidae. The coding region runs from base 203 to 835 and encodes 210 amino acids. The transcript is spliced from 6 exons. The record is from RefSeq and is a predicted model, not a curated record.